CUCUCACUCAUUCUCAGCGAUCUCACUCUCUCUCUCUCUCUCUCUCUCUCUCUCUAACAGCUAUGUCCGACUCCACCGAACCUCCAGCACCACCUCCACCCUCACCACCGCCGCCGCCUCACCUAUACGUACACCCUCGGCGCGAGCCGUUCGAGCACGGCCUAAUCCCCAUCCCGAAGCUCAUCUUCACCGACGGCACCCAAACCCUAGCCCCACUCAAACAGAAACUCCUCCUCCGAUCCACGCAAACUCACUCCCAGACUCACCGGGUCGACUCAGCCGCCGUCGCCGAGACCCUCCAGAUCUCCCUCGACCACGCCCGCCUCGUCCUCGACACCCUCGCCGCCGUGCUCUGCUCCGACCGCGACGAUGUCGAGUCGGUCGGGGCGGACGUGGAUGACUUGAUAUUGUUUUUGUAUAUUCAGUCAUACAAGAGGCUGCUGCCGAGGACGCAUAAGGACUCGGCCGCGGUGGCCGAUGUGUGGCCGUCGACCUCUGCUUUCGAUGGGUACUUGUCGGCUCUUUCGCCGUUGCAGCUUGUGCGUAGCAAUAGCCGCCGCUUUAUGCCAUCACAAUCUGAUGACGAGACUCAUCAGUUAUCCUAUUUACAGAAGCAUCUUGCCAACAUCAUCUCUCUUUUGGCUGAUUCUGUGGAAGGAGAAAGCGAAGAAUGUCUGGUCUUGACAAUGGAAAAGUUCAAGCACCUUGAAUUCCUCAUUUAUUUUGGUGAAAAGGGAUCAGAAAGAAUUUUCUUGACCCAGGCUGCACCUUUUUUUGCUAAUUCAGAUCCCGACAUGCCUGCUGCUCCUGUUCCUGCGACAGAAGUUCAUGAUUGGCUUCUACAGAACAUUACCUCUGCUUUGGAACAUAUUUCUGAAAGAUUUUCAGCAAAAGAAAAUGGGCCGCCCAGUGCCUCUGAUCAGGAUGUUCCCAUGACAGAUGCCUGUGCAAGUUCGGCGAAGACCUCAACCAGUGCUAGGGGUUCUAGUUUUAUCGAGGGGAUCUCAAAGUCAUCAUGUUUAAAACAAGCAUCUGAUUUGCAAGGAUCUUCUGUGAAGGUUGGAAAUUGUCAUGAUUCUGUCAUAUACAUUUUAGCACCUUUGAGAUAUGCCACCAUCUAUGGAUGCUCUGAUGCAACUAUAGUUCUUGGGGCUGUUGGCAAGGCUGUAAGAGUGGAACAUUGUGAGCGGGUUCAUGUCAUUGCAGCAGCAAAACGGAUAUGCAUCGCUAAUUGUAGGGAGUGUGUAUUUUUCUUGGGGGUAAAUCAACGACCUCUUAUUGUUGGUGACAACCAUAAGCUGCAGGUGGCACCAUAUAACACAUUUUACUCACAUUUGGAGGAGCACAUGAACCAAGUUGGUAUUCAGGCAACUAUCAACAGAUGGGACGACCCUGUGGCUUUGGGAGUAGUUGAUCCACACGAUUCAUUAUCUCAUCCUACCGGAGUAUCUGAUGUACAAGCUGAAUCAGCUACCCGACUGGAUCCAGAUCAGUUCACAACCUUUUUGAUUCCAAACUGGUUUGAAGGUGAAUCCUCUGGGUCCACAAAAGGCAAUCCAUUUCAAUUACCAGAUGCUUAUUUGGCAUCUCAGCAUAGAAAUCACAAUAACUUGGGGGAGAUGAAGCAAAUUUUGAGGGAAACACAGCUUGAAGAUAGCAAGAAGCGUGAAUUAUCAAGUGCACUUCACGUAUACUUUAAGGAUUGGUUAUAUGCAUCGGGAAAUAUCCGGCAGCUUUACUGCCUACAAGGUGAUUGAAAUUCGUGGUAAUGUUGUGACACAGUUUAGGCAUAGAGAAAUAUGGAGCUUUACUUCUAGUUUCAACCGGUACAAGCUCCUCCCUGCCGUUUCAUGUUGGUCCUGCAGGCAGCUGGAAAUCAGUACCAUUUACUUUGCUAACUCCCUGUAUCCGCUCUUUUGCUUCUGUUUUCCGCUUUCUCUUUGCCCCUUUUUUGUUUUGAUCUGUAGCAUGUUUGUUUACCCUGGUUCUCACCAUUUGUGAAAUUCAAAAACUGUAUUCAAACUGAUUAGGUUUUGUUUCCCUAGCAGAUUGGGUACGGUGGGAGUGGGCUAUUGAGAGGGUGAUGUGCUUUCCCUCCACCUCAACUCAUCUCCCAACAAGGAACCGAGCUAAAAUGAAACUAUGUAUAAUGUAAAAUACAUUGAUAGCAUGGGCUAUACCUUUUCUUCUC
Messenger RNA from Rhododendron vialii, 2191 nucleotides. RefSeq lists its product as uncharacterized. The transcript has 9 exons. The record is from RefSeq and is a predicted model, not a curated record. Lineage: Eukaryota; Viridiplantae; Streptophyta; Magnoliopsida; Ericales; Ericaceae. The coding region runs from base 63 to 1757 and encodes 564 amino acids.